Mobula hypostoma (lesser devil ray) is the source of this 2489-nucleotide messenger RNA. Its product is annotated as bestrophin-2-like. Lineage: Eukaryota; Metazoa; Chordata; Chondrichthyes; Myliobatiformes; Myliobatidae. Gene Ontology annotation, molecular function: chloride channel activity. Bases 96 to 2489 code for a protein of 797 amino acids. The transcript has 10 exons. The record is from RefSeq and is a predicted model, not a curated record.
GAAAAAAUGAGCCUUCAGGAACCUUCUGGAAAUCAGACGGAAGGGAAAAGAAGAGCCUCUAGCCUUCAAAUACAAACAGUCACACAGGUCUCAUUAUGACAGUAACCUAUACAAGUCGUGUGGCCAAUGCCCGCUUGUGCGGGUUUUCCAAGCUGUUGUUGCAGUGGAAGGGCAGCAUAUACAAACUACUGUACAAGGAGUUUCUCAUCUUUAUGCUGCUCUACCUCAUUCUCAGCUGCAUCUACAGGUUUAUGCUGAAAGAGAGCCAAAAGCGUUUUUUUGAGAAAAUGGCCAUCAACUGCAACAAUUAUGCUGAUCUAAUCCCAAUGUCAUUUGUGCUCGGGUUCUACGUCAGUCUGGUUGUGUCACGUUGGUGGAACCAGUAUCAGAACAUGCCCUGGCUUGACCGCCUCAUGAGUACGGUUUCCUGCCAUGUCCAAGGCACAGACGAGUAUGGCAGGAUGCUGCGAAGGACAUUAAUGCGCUAUGCAAACCUCGCCUCCAUUCUCACCUUCCGUUCAGUCAGCACUGCCGUCUACAAACGUUUUCCCACCAUGAGACACAUGAUGGAGGCAGGUUUCAUGACUCCAGAUGAGUACAAAAAGCUUGAAAGCUUGAAUUCGCCUCACAACAAGUUCUGGGUACCCUGUGUAUGGUUUGUCAAUUUAGCAGUGAAAGCAAGGAGGGAAGACCGAAUCAGUGACUAUGUAUCAUUGGCUCAUAUCUUCAGAGAAGUACACAACUUGCGCAGCCAGUGUGAGAAGCUGUACAGUUAUGACUGGAUCAGCGUCCCCCUGGUCUACACGCAGGUUGUCACCAUUGCAGUUUACAGCUUCUUUCUGGCCUGUCUAAUCGGGCGGCAGUUUCUUGAUCCCAGUCAAGGAUAUCCAGGCCAUGAACUCGACCUUUACAUCCCUGUGUUCACCCUACUACAGUUUUUCUUUUAUGCGGGCUGGCUUAAGGUGGCUGAACAGUUAAUUAACCCUUUUGGUGAAGAUGAUGAUGACUUUGAGGCAAACUGGCUCAUCGAUAGGAAUUUCCAGGUUUCACUCCUGGCAGUUGAUGAGAUGCACCAGAACCUACCAGCUCUUGAAAAGGACAAAUAUUGGGAUGAUAAUGACCCUAAGCCUCCAUAUACAGUUGCAACAACUGAACACUGGAAACCUUCCUUCCUUGGCUCCACUUUUGACACCAGCAUGCUUAAAGAGGAGAUGGAAUUCCAACCGCUCGAGCAAAUCAAUGAGAAUGAGGAAGUAAACCACGCCACCCCACUUCUGAGUAACUUGGGCAGACUGCUAGGAGUUCAAGCAACAAACUUCCAGAAUAUUUCCAGGUCUACUCCUCGCAUCAAUCUCUCGAGGAAGAGGAGCAGCACAUUUUUACCAGCUUCUAUGUUCAGCUUCCUGAGCUCAGAAUCAACACCCAAUGGGUUUCACAAGUCAGGGCCUCUUCCUCCCAACAGACCUUUUGCAAAAAUUCACCGAGCCUCCUCCUCCUCCAAUUCACCUUUCGGAUCCACUCAAGGUUGUGCCGCAAUGGAUAAUGAGGCAAGGGAUUAUGACAGCUUCAUAUCCUCCUCACUUUAUGAAAGGCCCGGCUACUACAGUGCGCCGCAAACACCCAUUCAAUCCGUACCCAUGACAUUUCCACUCAAAUGGAUUCCUGUAAAGAAGCCCUCCAAGCUAGCCAGCAUUUCUACCUUCCCUACUGGAAACCAAGGAAGUAACAGCAGUAUGUUGGCCUCAAAAGCUGAAGAUCUGGACAAACACAUUAGCAAUAAUACAGACAAAAUUGCUCCCCUUAAUGAACCGUCUGAGAAAACUAUAGCAGAGGACAGCAGUCAAGUUGUAGCUGAAGUAGCAGAAGAUGCUACAAGAAAUCUUUGCUUAAACAGCAAAGAAACAAUUUUAGAUUCAUCCCACAGCUUUAACCCUGGUAGCAGCAACAGCUUACUAUUGAUUUCUGAAAAUCCACAUUCUCCCUUUUCAGAUAGCUCUUCAAAUACAAAUAAUCCCAACAAUACAAAGCAAAUUUCUGGUUUCCAGGAAUGCAAACGUCCUAGAUUGACCCUUGAAUCUCUUGGAUAUGUCAACAACCCUGACCUUUCAAAUCCUUUACUCAACACUCCAGGCCAUGAAACAACCAUCUCAACCUUUUCAUUCACACCCUUGUCUUCCCCAAUGCUGGGAAGGUCAAGGAUGAUAAGUCAAAGCGGACGUGUGUCUGGCUUUGAUUACAAGGCAGGAAGUGCUUCUUCCCCAGCGUUUUCCGGAACAGUGACUUCUUCCAAGUACCCCAAUCUAUCAACUCAAUCCAUGACUACUACUGAAUGCAUCAGUGAUAUCAGUACUGAACCAGUGCAGAAAAAUGGGAUUGUGGCUCCAAAUGAUUCAAGCUUCUCCCUCAAUGAGGAGAACCUAGUCAACUUCAUGGACGUCAUCGCUGAAACUGCAGAAAGCGCCCCUAAGAAUGAGAACUCAAUCAAAUAA